Messenger RNA from Adineta steineri, 471 nucleotides. Lineage: Eukaryota; Metazoa; Rotifera; Eurotatoria; Adinetida; Adinetidae. The record is from the annotation of a GenBank genome assembly.
AUGUCAACAGCACAUCUAAGUACAAUAAGUGUUCGAAAUAAAGUUCAAUAUGAUAUGAAAAAUGUCCAACUGGUAUAUGCCGCUAGUUAUAAAUUGCAAUCACAGUCAGCAUUGGCAACAGAAUAUUGGUUUGAUUGGAGAGUUGUUGAUAUAGUAACUAAGCAAAAUAUUGAUUAUACAAUUGAAAAAAAUAUAGGUGAUAUAGAUUCCAAAUGUGACAAAAUUUCAGAUGGUUUUCGCUGUAGCACAUAUUAUCGUAGCUAUUGGCAAUUAUCUUGGCAGAUGAAUGAGAAAUUCUAUAAAAUAAACAAAAAUAGUGCACAAUUUAAUGUGUGGGAUAUAGAUGAUCGUGGCGAAUUAGAAAUAACAGUACUCAACGAAGGUGAUCAAAUUCGUCUUGAUUUCAAGUUACCAUCAGGAAAUGCCUAUUUUUAUGGCAAAAUGUAUGAUAAUCCAAUCUCAACUGAAUAA